Molecule: messenger RNA, 877 nt
Organism: Zeugodacus cucurbitae (melon fly)
Lineage: Eukaryota; Metazoa; Arthropoda; Insecta; Diptera; Tephritidae
Product: high affinity cGMP-specific 3',5'-cyclic phosphodiesterase 9A
Exons: 2
Coding region: 143-808 (221 amino acids)
Source: RefSeq, a predicted model, not a curated record
UGGAGAAACAGUCAACAAACAGUAGCACAGCUGGUGUAGCGCUGUCAAAAGUGUUGACAAGUGAGUGCGCCGGACGUUUGUUGAAAAGGAUAAUAAUAUUUAAUACUAUUUUUAACGGUAAAAAAACGCAAUUUGCUAUAAAAUGCUUUUGAAGCUAAUUUGUGUAAUUACAGUGACACUAACGCUAGUGUCGGCUGCGCCCAAGAAGAAAACUUCGGAUGAACAUAUUGCUGCGCUGUUUGUAAAGGACAGCGAUAACGGUGAAUUGCGUUUCUUGACCGGCACCAGCAGCGUCAACCAAUUGAUCACACAAAAGCAGGAUUUUCUCGAACAACUACGUCCAACGAAUGGCGCCAAUAAUAAUAUUCGUCCUAUCUAUAUCGAUUUGAAUGGUGGCGGCAUUGAGACUACAUCACCCACUGUAGGCUUCGGUGGUGGCGGCGGCGGCGGUGGUGGUAAUGGUAAUGGUGGUGUUUUAGGUGCUGUUGCUUCUAAUGCGUCACCAGUUGGUGAUCUAUUACCGCAAAUUGUUGGUCAGGUUGUGGCGGGUGGUGGUGGUGCCACCAGUCCCUCCACUGCCUCCAGUCCCAGCACUCCAACAUAUCCAGACUCACCUCCUAACUCAAUUCCUGAAUCUGCUGCAGCUGGUGUAGGCCAAAAUCCUGGCAGGCGUCGUGUAGUUAGACGUGGUAAUAAACGUCGUCAAGGCAAUCGUAAUACAAAUAAACGUCGCCGUAAUCGCCGUCGUCCAGCUAGGAGAAAUCAACAGAAACGCAAAGUUGUACUAUUACGACCACAACGUAAUUAACUCGAGGUAUAAAACUAUAUUUCAGAAAGGAAAAAUAUAUUGAAUAAAUAUUUUACAUAUGAAAAUCAA